CUAACUCACGUGAUCAAUGAUGUCAUUACUAUAGUGAUGUACAGACAUGGAAUUUCCCAUAGAUUUUUGAAGAGCUAUAUUUUGGCAGUGUUAGUUACCGUAGACUAUUUGUAAUUCUGUCUCAAAUAUUGUUAAGAUUCACGUCACGAUUACCUUAUAUCAAUUUGGAUCGACUACAUUUACAGCAACAUGACGUCAAUGGAGGGUUUGCAAGACCAACUGAGUAGGUUUUCUUUUCAUUUUGCAUGGAAACUUGAGUCCAAAUGUAUUAAACGGUUUGAUUCGUUGAUGAAUCUAAUCGACGAACACAUUGACGAGUCACCUGCUAUGGUUAUUGAGGGUCUUCUUUUUAAAAGCUACCUGUUUUAUUCCCGCUUCAAUGUUGAGAAGGAAAAAUCGAAUGCAAUCGACUGCCUCAAUAAAGUUCGUACACUACUUCAAGAUGAUCCAAGGGAAGAAUCGCUUAAGGACGGGUAUUUAUUCAUUGUUAUGGCUCUUGAAGCGUGGAUGGAACAGAACAAGACCAAACGCAAAAAAAAAAUUUGUAUUCUUGAGGAACUUAAUUCAAAAUACGUUGUCGACUCUCCUAAUCAUAAAAUGUUUUUAGGCAGCAAACAUGCCACAAAGGGAUUUGCAUUGUCGCGUUUAGGUAUGAUCCGAUACUCCGAGAGUAUCGAGCAAUUUAAAACAGCGGUAGAUUUGUGUCCAGAUGAAAACGAUUGGCACUUUUCGCUAGGAUUACUAAUUUGGAGAAAAGGUAAAGCAUCCGUCAGGCCCAAUGAGCUUUGUCCAGAUAUAACAAAAGCACAGGACAUUUUCUAUAAAGUCCUGAAAAAUGACCGAAACCACAGCUACGCAAUGGUUUUAAUAGCAGAAAUAAAACGAAGGAAAGGCAACAAUGAAAAGGCAGAAUACUUUUUAAAGAACGCGUUAAGACCUCAACCAUCACGCAAAAAAAUACUUGGAGAAGUCGCUCAGGUAUACAGAAGAAUGAAGAAAUAUAGUGAAGCGCUUAAGGUUCUACAGAAGGCCGAAAGACCAGGUUCAUUUAUUUAUCACCAAUUAUAUGUUGUGUUCAGAGAUCAGAACAUUCCACCACCAGAAGAGUAUCUUCAAAUGGCCAUUGAUGCAAAUCCAUCUAACCUGGCUGCAAAAUUCGAUAUGACCAAAGAAUUUAUUUCAAAAAAAGAAUAUGCAAAAGCAGAAGAAUACUUUGAAUAUAUUCUAGUCAAUAAUGAGGAUGAUGCAGAUAUAGUAAUUCAAACUAAUUAUCAAUUUGCGCUUUUCCUAAUGAGUAUUAACAAGCUCGAUGAUGCAGCUGAAAAACAAGAAGUCCUAGUCGAUAAAGCACUCAAGGAAUGUAAAGAAAACGACCAGCCACCUUAUACGUUCUUUACUGAGGUUGAUCGGAUGGUUCGAAAUUCGAUCAAAUGGCUUAAAAACUACUAUGAAAGAAAAGCCGAAAGAGAUGAUAAAGACUCACUAUUGAAGCUAGCCGGGUUGCAUAAAAAUCUAGGAAUUUUUAACAAGACAUGCUACUACUACAAAUUGGUCCUUAAUCAGCAACCACCUAUCAACGCAGUAGUUCGGUGGACGAUACUUGAAGAUGUGUUUAAAAUUAAAAUUGAAAAGGAGCUCAUAAUCGAUACUAAUUCCGUUAUUCAAGACAUGGAACAGCUCAGUCUUGAAAAUCCAAAUCCUGACAUUCUUCAUAAAUGCAAGGCGAAGUUAGCUUUCAAAAAGGGAAAAAUUGCUCUCAAUGAGAGUAGGGAAAAUGAUGCUUUCAAUCUCUUUACUGAAUCAGUAAAAUUUGGUAGUCUUAGAGGAGCAAGGCUGCUUCUUGAUGGACUCAAAAAUAUGGAUAGAUGUAACAGAGAUUUCUACACAAGCUGUGCUCAAAUUUUUGUUUGCAUUGAAAACACUGAUGAUGAUGAUGAUGAUAAAGAGCAAUUGAAAGAAGAUCUUGAUGAAUUGCUUUCUGCCGAUAACUCUGAUGCAGGUGUCGUUCUUUGUGAUCUAAGAAAAAUCCAGGUUGAAUUGGAGCGUUGCUGUAUACUACAGGACAAAAAGCAAAUCGCAAUUUUAAAAGUUGACGUCAUUCAUAAGUGUCGCACAAUCCUCAAUCAGACAAUGACUAAGUUUAGAGAUUGUCAUUAUAAUGGUACCAAGAAAUCGUGUGACUAUUUUAACAUUUUCGAUUGUUCUUCAGCAAAGAUAGAAGAGAAAUUCAGAUGUAAAAUUCAGGAAGAAUAUAAAUGGACUAGAUUUCAAAGGAACUUUCGUCGCUUAUUCACAUUCUUAGUUUCUAUUCAACCAGCUUCAAACUUUCUUAUUAAUAAUUGGAUGUUCGCUUUAAUCAGAAUGGAUAACGCAAAUAAGCACGAAAACCCCCUUGAAGAAAAACUUAGUGUAAAGGUUUAUGUAGACAAGUUUGGUAAGAUGGAGGAGAAAGAAUUUACUACGCUAGAAGUCGCAAGAAAGGCGUGUGACAACAUUGGACAAAUCGUGAAUGAAUUUUAUAAAGACUUGUAGAAUAAAAAGAAACUUUGAAAAUAAAUUUGACAAAUUCGUUUUUGUCACGAAUAUCCCCAUAGUGCUCCUUUUGUGCACAAAUCAAGAAAGCGCUGUAAUGUUGACCAGGGAACAGUGAAAUUACAAUUUCACUGUUCCCUGUGUUGACUAAUUGUUAAUUUUCAUCAUUUUUAAAGGUUCACAUUUAUCACCUCUUAGACUAAGAAUUAGCAUUCUUUUUUAAGCAGUCAUUGUUAUUUAAGAUGGAUAUUAUAAAUUCUAUUAAUAUCUAAGAAACUUUUUUUUAAUUUUUAACUUGCUAACUAAAAAUUUUAUUUAAAUCAUAGGCCUAACCGUUUUCCAAGACCUGUAGGAACCAAGAGCUAAUACUACCUUUAUUAUCUACAUUAAAUUGUUUUUCUUCUAAGAAAAUAAAUUUAGGAAAGUCAGUUAAUAGCUAAUACAUAAAAUAUGUAGUAUAAUUAAGAUAUUGGCGCCAUGUAAAUUUAUUUGAUUGACUGAUAUAAAAAUAUAACUGUAAACUAAUAUACAACGUACAUUAUGUGAUAGUCAAAUGUUACUUUUUUGCAUGGUAUUACAUAAUAAUUUGUUAAUUUAAUGAGACAAAUAAUUGUGAUCUAUAGCGCCACCUAUUUAAAAACAAUAUUCAACAUAGAUGGCGGAAACCUGUAAAUCUUUAAUCUCACUGAAGUACAAACCAAACCCAAGACUAAAUUCUAUUUAAAGUAGGCCUAAUACAGUACUGCGAAUAGAUUCUACAGAUUCAAAUUCAUAUUGUUUUCGGUGAAUAAAGUAUCAUGUUCCAGGCCAGACUAAAGUAUCAUUUAGCCUGGCCUGGAAUAGUCACAAUAAGGUUUUCAAAGUGCGCAGUUAUGCGUGACGACA
Anneissia japonica is the source of this 3417-nucleotide messenger RNA. RefSeq lists its product as uncharacterized. The transcript is spliced from 3 exons. Bases 190 to 2532 code for a protein of 780 amino acids. Gene Ontology annotation, biological process: defense response to virus. The record is from RefSeq and is a predicted model, not a curated record. Gene Ontology annotation, molecular function: protein binding. NCBI's taxonomy places the organism in Eukaryota, Metazoa, Echinodermata, Crinoidea, Comatulida, Comatulidae. Gene Ontology annotation, cellular component: cytosol.